Messenger RNA from Lycium barbarum (goji berry), 654 nucleotides. RefSeq lists its product as uncharacterized. The record is from RefSeq and is a predicted model, not a curated record. The transcript is spliced from 3 exons. The coding region runs from base 1 to 654 and encodes 217 amino acids. NCBI's taxonomy places the organism in Eukaryota, Viridiplantae, Streptophyta, Magnoliopsida, Solanales, Solanaceae.
AUGGUCACAUUAGUAUAUGCUAAGUGUGACAGAAUUGAGAGAAUUGAAUUAUGGGAUUCAUUGUAUAGUCUUGCAUCAGAUAUAACUAUUCCUUGGCUUGUUGGUGGAUACUUCAAUGUCAUCACUGAUGAACAUGAGAAGUAUGGGGGGAGUGUGUAUACAUGGGGGAAUGGAAGAGGUGCUGAGGACUGCAUAUUUAAGAGAUUGGACAGGUGUCUUGGAAAUUUUGAAUUCCAACAGCUUUUUCCAGGAUUGGAGAUCACUCACUUGAUCAAAACAGGCUCAGACCACUCCCCCUUACUUGGAUCAAAUUAUGGGGACAUUUUUCAGCAAAUUACUAAUCUAGAAGAGGUUGCUAAAGCUUAUGAAGUGCAGUUUGAAUCAAACUCGUUUUUGGCUAAUAGAGAGAAAAUGCAGAAAGUGAAUGCUGAACUUAUAAGAAUAUAUGUAUUGAAGGAGGAGUUUUGGAAGCAAAAAGCUGGCAUGACAUGGUUUGAGGAUGGUGAUAAAAACUCCAAAUUUUUCCAUGCAUAUCUAAAUGGGAGAAGAAAGAGGCUGCAACUUAAAAGAAUUCAAAACAGUCAGGGUCAAUGGUUGGAAGAAAAAGAACACAUGGCUGAGGAAGCUGUGAGAUUCUUUCAAGCACAGUUUUAG